AUGUCAUUUCACAAGGAGCUUUUUAUUGAUGGACAGUAUGCGCCGUCGAGUACAGGAGCAACAAUGAGAAUUUUGAACCCAUACGAUAACUCCGUGGCGGUGGAAGACAUGCAUGUUGCUAGCGAGGCCGAUGUGGAGCGAGCAGUCCGAGCUGCUAAAGAUGCCUUUCCUUCCUGGAAAGAAACCCCCGCCACAGUUCGAGGAAACGCAAUGGUCAAAUUUGCGGAACUUCUUGAGGCAGACGCAGAAAAUCUCGCUCGCCUUGAAGCUAUCGCCAUGGGGCAGCCCAUUUCGAUAGCGAAGAGAAUGAUUCUUGCCUCAGCUGGAGUGUGGAGGUAUUAUGCUGGUUAUGCAGGGAAAGUUGCUGGCGAAGCAUACUCACCGGAAGGCGAUGGGACAUACAAGAUCGUCCAAUAUGAGCCACUGGGAGUCUGUGCCGGGAUUUGCGCGUGGAAUGCUUCCCAUAUCCUGUCGGCAUGGAAGAUUGCACCUGCCAUGGCUGCUGGAAACACCUUUGUCCUUAAAUCGAGCGAGAAGUCGCCGAUCUCUCUCGCACAGUACGGGGCUUUAAUCCAGCGUGCGGGCUUCCCUGCAGGUGUGAUUAAUAUUCUUACAGGAGAUGGAAAAAUCGGAGCGCUACUUUCCAGUCACAUGGAGAUUUCCAAAAUUGCCUUCACUGGAUCAACUGCUGCCGGGCGUGCGGUUCAGAUCGCGGCGGCCAACUCCAACCUCAAAAAGGUCACACUGGAGCUCGGAGGGAAAUCACCUGCGUUGGUGUUCGACGAUGCCGAUGUUCCAAACGCAGUUAUCCAUUGCUGCGACGGCUUUCUUCGAAACUCGGGACAGAUUUGCUUCGCCUCAUCCCGGGUUUUAGUGCACGCAAAUAUUGCCGUUAAAUUUAUGAAGAAGCUUCGGACGGCAUUUGAAGAGGCAGCCCAGAGAAUGGGAGAUCCACAGCUUCUUGGAACCGAUUUCGGUCCAUUGGCAGACCAACUACACUUCAACCAUGUCAUGGAACUCCUUCAUCAUGGCGAACAAGAAGGCCUCGAGGCGCUUGUCGGGGGUGAACAGCAGGGGACUAAAGGGUUGUUUGUCCAACCAACUGUGCUACUUGGACCCGACCGGAACAGUAAACUCUGGAAAGAAGAAAUAUUUGGUCCAGUCAUUGUCCUCAAAACAUUCAGAACUGAGGAAGAGGCUAUCGAGCUCGCAAAUGAUACACCAUAUGGUUUGGGUUCGAGCAUUUACACGUCGGAUAUUGGCCAGGCACUUCGUGUAGCGGGAAAAGUCCAGGCCGGAGCUGUUGGCAUCAACGGUGCAUUUGCUACGAGUCAACAUACCCCCUUUGGUGGUUGGAAGCAAAGUGGAUACGGUCGCGAACUAGGGCUUGAGGGCAUCAAGAACUACCUCCAGUCGAAGACCAUUCAUGUCAAUAUGAAUGUUACCAAGAGAUAGCUUAGAAGCUCCUUUGAAGAUGGAGUA
Molecule: messenger RNA, 1482 nt
Organism: Aspergillus costaricaensis CBS 115574
Lineage: Eukaryota; Fungi; Ascomycota; Eurotiomycetes; Eurotiales; Aspergillaceae
Product: aldehyde dehydrogenase family protein
Exons: 3
Coding region: 1-1455 (484 amino acids)
Molecular function (GO): aldehyde dehydrogenase (NAD+) activity
Source: RefSeq, a predicted model, not a curated record